Messenger RNA from Chaetomium strumarium, 1449 nucleotides. Its product is annotated as glycoside hydrolase family 6 protein. The coding region runs from base 1 to 1449 and encodes 482 amino acids. Lineage: Eukaryota; Fungi; Ascomycota; Sordariomycetes; Sordariales; Chaetomiaceae. Gene Ontology annotation, molecular function: hydrolase activity, hydrolyzing O-glycosyl compounds; cellulose binding. Gene Ontology annotation, biological process: cellulose catabolic process. The record is from RefSeq and is a predicted model, not a curated record. The transcript is spliced from 3 exons. Gene Ontology annotation, cellular component: extracellular region.
AUGGCCAAGAAGUUCCUUCUCGCCGCCGCCCUUGCGGCUACCUCCCUGGCUGCUCCCGUCAUCGAGGAGCGCCAGAACUGCGCCUCCCAAUGGGGUCAAUGCGGCGGCAAUGGCUGGACAGGCCCGACCUGCUGUGCUUCGGGCAGCACAUGUGUCAAACAAAACGACUGGUACUCCCAAUGCCUGCCCGGCACCCAGGUGACCACCACGGCCGGCCAGUCGUCUUCCUCCAGGCCGACUAGCAGCAGCAGCAGCAGCCGUCAGACCAGCUCGGUUGGCACCACCAGUCCCACCACGUCGACCCCUGUGGUCACGACCGGCCCGACAACGACCAUUCCCGGCGGCGCUUCCAGCACAGCCAGCUACACCGGCAACCCUCUCGCGGGAGUGCAGAUGUGGGCCAACGACUACUAUGCAUCCGAGGUGCUCUCGCUGGCUGUUCCGAGCAUGACGGGCGCCAUGGCCACCAAGGCGGCCGCCGUGGCCAAGGUUCCCAGCUUCGAGUGGAUGGACCGCAACGUGACGGUGGAAGACCGGUUCCUCAAGACUCUGGGACGGAUCCGGGCCGCCAACCAGGCGGGCGCCAACCCCCCCUAUGCCGCGAUCCACGUCGUCUACGAUCUGCCCGACAGAGACUGUGCGGCGGCAGCUUCCAACGGCGAGUGGUCGAUUGCCAACGGCGGCGCGGCCAACUACCGCGGCUACAUCGACCGGAUCCGGAAGUACGUCAUCCAGUAUUCGGACGUGCGCAUCAUCUUCGUCAUUGAGCCGGACUCGCUCGCCAACAUGGUGACCAACAUGGGCGUGGCAAAGUGCAGCAACGCGGCGGCGACAUACAAGGAGCUAACCGUCUACGCGCUCAAGCAGCUCAACCUGCCCAACGUCGCCAUGUAUCUCGAUGCUGGGCACGCCGGGUGGCUCGGAUGGCCGGCGAACCUCCAGGGAGCGGCGGACCUGUUCAGCCAGAUCUACAGAGACGCCGGCAGCCCUGCGGCGGUCCGGGGCCUGGCCACCAACGUGGCCAACUACAACGCCUUCAACAUCAGCACGGCGCCGGCCUACACGUCGCCCAACCCCAACUACGACGAGCUGCACUACAUCCAGGCCAUCAGCCCGCUCCUCAAGGCGGGCGGCUUCGACGCGCACUUCAUCACGGACCAGGGCCGCUCGGGCAAGCAGCCCACGGGGCAGCAGCAGUGGGGCGACUGGUGCAACGCCAAGGGCACCGGCUUCGGCACGCGCCCGACGUCCAACACGGGCGUCGAGCUGGUCGACGCCAUCGUGUGGGUCAAGCCCGGCGGCGAGUGCGACGGCACCAGCGACACCAGCGCCGCCCGCUACGACUCCCACUGCGGCCUGGCGAGCGCCCUCCAGCCGGCGCCCGAGGCCGGUACCUGGUUCCAGGCCUACUUUGAGCAGCUGCUUACUAACGCCAACCCGCCCUUCUGA